AAGAGCUUUCAUCUCUGUGAUGGUGUCAACUUGGCUGGAGUGAGGAUUACCUGGAGAUCUGGUGCCUCAUCUCCAGACAUGGAGCCCAGCUAUGGGGGAGGCCUUUUUGACAUGGUGAAAGGUGGUGCAGGGAGGCUAUUCAGUAAUCUGAAGGACAACCUGAAGGACACCCUCAAAGACACAUCCUCUCGAGUCAUCCAGUCUGUUAGCAGCUACACAAAGGGAGACCUAGACUUCACUUACGUCACCUCCAGAAUUAUCGUGAUGUCCUUUCCUCUGGACAACGUUGACAUAGGAUUCAGGAAUCAGGUUGAUGACAUCCGUAGCUUUUUGGAUUCCAGACAUCUCGACCACUACACAGUAUACAACCUGUCACCCAAGUCUUACCGAACUGCCAAGUUUCACAGCCGGGUCUCGGAAUGCAGCUGGCCCAUCAGGCAGGCCCCGAGUCUACACAACCUGUUUGCUGUGUGUCGGAAUAUGUAUAACUGGCUGCUACAGAAUCCCAAAAAUGUCUGCGUUGUCCACUGCUUGGAUGGACGGGCUGCGUCUUCAAUUCUGGUUGGUGCUAUGUUCAUUUUCUGUAAUCUCUACUCCGCUCCUGGCCCUGCUGUUCGAUUGCUCUAUGCAAAGCGACCGGGAAUUGGACUGUCCCCGUCCCACAGGAGGUACUUGGGCUACAUGUGCGACCUACUUGCAGACAAGCCCUACCGCCCUCACUUCAAGCCACUGACGAUCAAGGCGAUCACUGUCAGCCCAAUUCCCUUCUUCAAUAAGCAGAGAAAUGGGUGUCGCCCAUACUGCGAUGUACUGAUUGGAGAAACUAAAAUAUACUCAACAUGCACAGAUUUUGAACGAAUGAAAGAGUACCGUGUCCAAGAUGGGAAAAUCUUCAUCCCCCUGAACAUCACAGCCCAAGGAGAUGUCAUUGUGUCCAUGUACCACCUGCGGUCAACCAUCGGGAGCCGGCUGCAGGCUAAGGUGACCAACACACAGAUAUUCCAGCUCCAGUUUCAUUCUGGAUUUAUACCACUGGACACAACGGUUUUAAAGUUCACUAAGCCUGAGUUGGAUGCAUGUGAUGUACCAGAAAAAUAUCCUCAGCUGUUCCAAGUGACACUGGAUAUAGAAGUACAGCCCCAAGACAAAGUGAUCGACUUAACUCCACCAUGGGAGCACUAUUGCACAAAAGAUGUGAAUCCCAGCAUCCUCUUCUCCUCUCAGCAGGAACAUCAGGAUACUCUGGCCUUAGGAGGUCAGGCUCCAGCAGAUCUCCCUCCAGACCAUCCCAGGAAUCUUGGGCAAGGUGGCUUCUUUGCCUCCCUGUGUUGGCAAGAUCAGAAAUCAGAGAAGUCGUUCUGUGAGGAGGACCACGCUGCCCUGGUGAAUCAGGAAAGUGAGCAGUCGGACGAUGAACUACUGACCCUCUCAAGCCCGCAUGGCAAUGCCAACGGGGACAGGCCUCACGGAGCCAAGAAGCCCAGCAAGGAGCAGGAGGCAGCGGCCCCUCCUCCCGCGGAAGAGGUGGACCUUCUGGGCCUGGAAGGGUCUGAUGUGAGCACGAACUUCUCUCCGCUGGCAGCUCCUCCCAGCAAUUCUGAACUGCUGAGUGACCUGUUUGGGGGUGGAGGUGCCACAGGUCCUGCCCAGGCGGGGCAGGCUGGGGUAGAAGACGUGUUUCAUCCCAGUGGACCUGCGUCUGCGCAGUCCACACCACGCCGCGCUGCCACCUCCGCCUCCGCAUCGCCAACCCUAAGAGUGGGAGAAGGUACCACCUUUGACCCUUUUGGAGCCCCUGCUAAGCCACCGGGUCAGGAUUUGCUGGGCUCCUUUCUGAACACUUCCAGCGCUUCUAGCGACCCCUUUCUGCAGCCCACGAGAAGUCCUUCCCCUACAGUGCAUGCUUCCAGUACACCUGCUGUGAACAUCCAGCCAGAUGUUGCUGGAGGUUGGGACUGGCAUGCCAAACCAGGGGGUUUUGGAAUGGGAAGCAAGUCAGCGGCCAGCAGCCCGACAGGUUCAUCACAUGGCACCCCUACCCAUCAGAGCAAGCCCCAGACUCUGGAUCCCUUCGCUGACCUGGGCACACUGGGUAGCUCUUCAUUUGCCAGCAAACCCACCACACCAACGGGAUUAGGUGGAGGAUUUCCACCUCUCAGCUCACCACAGAAAGCAUCCCCCCAGCCAAUGGGUGGAGGGUGGCAGCAGCCGGCCGGCUACAACUGGCAGCAGACGCAGCCUAAGCCACAGUCCAGUAUGCCUCACUCCUCCCCCCAGAACCGACCCAAUUACAACGUGAGCUUCUCAGCUGUGCCUGCUGGACAGAGCGAACGUGGGAAAGGAUCUACCAAUUUGGAAGGGAAGCAAAAGGCUGCUGACUUUGAAGACCUGCUUUCUAGUCAAGGUUUCAAUGCCCACAAAGACAAGAAGGGGCCUCGAACAAUAGCUGAGAUGAGAAAGGAGGAAAUGGCUAAGGAAAUGGACCCCGAGAAAUUAAAGAUCCUGGAAUGGAUAGAAGGCAAAGAGAGAAACAUAAGAGCCCUGCUGUCCACGAUGCACACUGUGCUGUGGGCCGGGGAGACCAAGUGGAAGCCCGUGGGCAUGGCAGACCUGGUGACGCCAGAGCAAGUGAAGAAAGUGUACAGGAGGGCUGUGUUGGUGGUGCACCCGGACAAGGCUACUGGGCAACCCUAUGAACAAUAUGCAAAGAUGAUUUUCAUGGAGCUAAAUGAUGCCUGGUCUGAAUUUGAAAACCAAGGCCAGAAGCCCUUGUAUUAAUUUGUGAGCUUUUCUAUGCUGGCUGCAGCCCUGUGUUAACGCUUAGUGUGUAUUACAGUUCUGAGAUUUUCACAGAUGAACCAAAAAUUCCAGUAAUGUAUUUCUAGUACUAAACUGUUAAGUUCCUCAUGAAUUCAUUUCUCAUGAUAAAAAAUGUGAAUGUUUGGUUUCUUGAAGUCCAUAGCACCAAGAACUCUAGCAAGCUGACCUUGCAGAGUUAUACAUUCCAGCCUGCCCUCUGGGAAGCCUCCUCAGCAUUUUGCCUGGGGAAAUGGGACCAGGCCACCCAAGGCGAAGGCAUGACAUCCAUCUCAUUGUCUGAGAUUAAGAUUUAUGAGUGGACGUUAUGAUAAUUGGAUUACAUAAUGGUUUUAAGGAAUUGAUUUAGGGAUAUUUUUUGUUUGUGUUUUGUUUUUAAAAGAUGUAAUUUGAGCAAUGCCUUUACACAAACUCCAAUAAUAUCACCAACCAAGUGUUUUUUUUAAAUGGAAAUUUACUGGAGCCUUUCGCUCCUGUAGUGUGUUUUUUGAUCAAGAGCGGUAACCAUUAUAGAAGUGGCUAGAUGGUGGGCUGUGAUUAUGUAGAAAUCUAGGCAC
Messenger RNA from Peromyscus eremicus (cactus mouse), 3374 nucleotides. RefSeq names its product DnaJ heat shock protein family (Hsp40) member C6 (gene Dnajc6). The coding region runs from base 79 to 2778 and encodes 899 amino acids. The record is from RefSeq and is a predicted model, not a curated record. Lineage: Eukaryota; Metazoa; Chordata; Mammalia; Rodentia; Cricetidae. The transcript is spliced from 19 exons. Gene Ontology annotation, molecular function: phosphatase activity; clathrin binding. Gene Ontology annotation, biological process: clathrin-dependent endocytosis; synaptic vesicle uncoating; dephosphorylation. Gene Ontology annotation, cellular component: postsynaptic density; cytoplasm; vesicle.